This is a messenger RNA of Rhagoletis zephyria (snowberry fruit fly), 592 nucleotides long. RefSeq lists its product as uncharacterized. Lineage: Eukaryota; Metazoa; Arthropoda; Insecta; Diptera; Tephritidae. The record is from RefSeq and is a predicted model, not a curated record.
AAUUUAUUUUUUGUGAAAUCUGGUCUUAACAAAUUUGAAAUUUAGUGUCAGAAACGUUGAAAUGGAAAACAAACAGCAAAAACCAGCAAAAAACGUUGUACUUGAACGGGAGCCUAACUUCCAAGAGGCCUACGAAUUGCAGCCUCAAUUUCCACAUUUGGAAGGAACUUGCAUUGGCGUAGGUGUCCAGAGUAUUGUUUUAAAUGCAGUCGCGACAUUACUGGAUUCCUCUUCCUCAGAAAGUGACGAUGAAGAAGAUACAAUCAUAUGUGAGCGAUUGCGACGUCGUGAUAAUAUAUAUUUAAAAAAUGCUGUACUAUUGCUUGCUAAAAACAAUCGCAAUUGUGUUAAGCACUAUUUUGAACGAAUUGUUCCAUCAUAUUAUGAAAGUGAAUUUCGCAGUCACUUUAGAACUUCUAGGAGCCUUUUCGCAAGCUUAAGUGAUCGUUUAUUCCAAAGUGAAUAUUAUCAAAUGCUACGUCCAGACAAACGAAACUCGGAAAAAUUGUAUUUGCUGGUAUUUUUGUGGUUCGCUGGCCAUGANACAUUACGCUUAAAACCCUGUAAAAUGCGAAUAUUACCAAACAUGUAA